Ruditapes philippinarum (Manila clam) is the source of this 2218-nucleotide messenger RNA. Its product is annotated as galactose-3-O-sulfotransferase 2-like. Lineage: Eukaryota; Metazoa; Mollusca; Bivalvia; Venerida; Veneridae. Gene Ontology annotation, cellular component: membrane. The coding region runs from base 79 to 1368 and encodes 429 amino acids. Gene Ontology annotation, molecular function: galactosylceramide sulfotransferase activity. The transcript has 2 exons. Gene Ontology annotation, biological process: glycolipid biosynthetic process. The record is from RefSeq and is a predicted model, not a curated record.
UAAACUUCUGUAUAUAAUAUUGAUAGUGGAAAUAGCAUAGUAUAAUUACAUAUCUGGUUGUCGAGUCCUUUUGUGAAUAUGUCACGGAAAUUACAAUAUUUUGGAUUUUCGCUUAUGACUUGUGCGGCUUUUGUUUACAUGUGUGCUAUAUUCGUUGAUAAACGUGUCUUUCCAGAGAGAACUUAUAAUCUCACUGUUACUGCUGUACCUGGAAGAAUCACAGUUUCUGAAAGUAAUUAUAAAAGUGAGAGUCACACAACUGCGAGACAGACUUACAGGCCUGGGACUUCUAUUCUCAAUAAAGAUGAAAAUGAAUACAGCAAUCAUGGUGAAAAUGACAGUUUUGCCACUGAUACAAAAGAAGAAACGCUUUGCAAUUCAACUAUACUAAAACCAAAUUUAGAUAUGUUUAAUCGCUCUAAAAGUGUUGAAAAAAGACAUAUAGCAUUUUUAAAAGUACACAAAGCGGCUUCAACCACGCUUCAAACUAUGUUUUACAGGUUCGGGUUUGAGCGGAACUUGAGCUUCGUCCUGCCUAUCAAAAGUAAUUACAUCUCGAAAUCCGUAAACGUACACGAGGAUUUAGUAAGUCCACUACACGGUGACCAUUACGACAUUAUAUGCAAUCAUGGAAUAUUUAGCCACUUUAUUUAUUCGAGUUUAAUGCCGAAUGACACUAUAUACCUAGCAGUAGUUAGAAACCCUAUGGAUCAGUUUAUCUCAGCAGUAAAGUAUUACACGGAGGUAUACAAAUUUCAAUACUUGGUUAAUAUUCCGGGUAACCGUAUAAAUAAUCUGAUCAAUUUUCCAAACAAAUAUGACGAACUUCUUUCUUAUACAAGAAACUCAAUGUCACGUGACUUCGGUUUCCAAAAGCAUCAUGUAUUUAACAUGCAGGAAGCCGAAUGUUACCUUAUGGAGCUUGACAAAGUUUUCGACUUUGUACUAAUAGCAGAACACUUUGACGAGUCUUUAAUAUUAAUGAGAAGGCGUUUGAACUGGUCACUAAAAGAUAUAUUGUAUAUAUCCAAAAAUGUUCGAGGUCAAGACGAAGUGAUAAGCAAACCUUUAAAGGCCAAAUUAUACGAGCGAAAUAAACUAGACUAUAUGGUGUAUGACUUCUUUUAUAGAAAAUUUCAAAUCAUUUUAAAGGAGUUCAAGGAAGACGUGAUGGCAGAAAUGGUAUACUUUAAACAAGUUCUGUCAACUGUACAGAGCUGGUGUGUUGAUGAUAUGGUGGGAAAUUUGGUGAUAAAAUCUUCCGUUUGGAAUGAUGAGUUUAUCAUUAAUAUGCGAGAUUGUAAACUAAUGAUGAAGGGAGAACUCAAAUUUAUAAAACUUUUAAAGAAUGGUAUAACGGAGCUGUGAUGGACAUGUUCAUAUGACAGAUUAUAAUAAAUAUAAAAGUAUUUUACAGUUUGUAUGUUUAUAGUACUGUAUGUUUUUGUAAGAUCGUCUUUUGAUGGAUUCUCGUGAGGUUUAUGUAAUAUUCAGGACUAUUAAAUGUUGUUUUCCUUACAGAAAUCAUUUGUGCAUUAUUAAAUGAUUUAUCAUUUUAUGUUAACAAGACGUUAGUAUCUUAACAACACAUAGUAUCUAAACAACCCAUUAGUAUCUUAACAACGCAUUAGUAUCUAAACAACCCAUUAGUAUCUUAACAACGCAUUAUAUCUAAGCAACGCAUUAGUAUCUAAACAACGCAUUAGUAUCUAAACAACGCAUUAGUAUCUAAACAACGCAUUAGUAUCUAAACAACGCAUUAGUAUCUAAACAACACAUUAGUAUCUAAACAACACAUUAGUAUCUAAACAACGCAUUAGUAUCUAAACAAUACAUUAGUAUCUAAACAACGCAUUAAUAUCUAAACAACGCAUUAGUAUCUAAACAACGCAUUAGUAUCUAAACAACGCAUUAGUAUCUAAACAACGCAUUAGUAUCUAAACAACGCAUUACUAACAACACUGUAUAUACAGUGGACCAUUAAACUAGUCAAAAUAUUUAAAACUAACAAUAUAAAUGUCAAUAAACAGCAAUGACCAACCUUUUUCUAUUAAAGAUAACAUCAAAUUGAUUUUACUGUAACUAAAGUUACUUUCAUAGAAGUAGUUUCCUGCUCAUAAUGUCUCUAUCUAACCUUGAACAAGUUAUGAUUAUUGAAAUAACUGAUGAUUGUAAUCUUAUUAUUAUAUUGUAUUUUGAUCUCGUGUUUAUUUUUAUA